Entamoeba nuttalli P19 is the source of this 675-nucleotide messenger RNA. RefSeq lists its product as hypothetical. The transcript has a single exon. NCBI's taxonomy places the organism in Eukaryota, Evosea, Mastigamoebida, Endamoebidae. Gene Ontology annotation, molecular function: nucleic acid binding; protein-lysine N-methyltransferase activity. Gene Ontology annotation, biological process: methylation. The record is from RefSeq and is a predicted model, not a curated record. Bases 1 to 675 code for a protein of 224 amino acids.
AUGUCUGAGUCAAGCUCAAGUUCUGGUUCUAUUGAUGAACAAGGAAAUGAAAAAUACUAUGGGUUUAGAUUCGAUACUAUCAAAGCUUUAAAUGAAGUUUUUGAAAGUUCUGUAGAAGAGCCAAAGAUUGAUGAAGAUGGUUUUCCAUUGAUUGAUGAAGAUUGGGAAUUAUCUCAAUUUUGGUACGACAAGGCAACUGGAGAUAGGGUGAUUGAUUAUAUUGCUAAUUAUGUUAAUUCUAUAGAAAAUUGUAAAGUAGCAUGUGUAUCAACACCUUCAAUUUAUCGUGCUUAUAUUAGAAACAAAGAAAAAGUUCCUAAUGCUGAAUUUGUAUUAUUUGAAUAUGAUACUCGUUUUCAAGUAUUUGGAAUUAAUUUUUCAUUUUAUGACUAUAAGAAACCAACAAUGCUAAAAGAAGAAUAUCACCACCAAUUUGAUUUAAUCAUUGUAGACCCUCCAUUCUUAUCUGAUGAAUGUGAUGAAAAAGUUUCUCAUACUGUUGAAUUUUUAGGUAAACCAAAAAAUUACCAAUUAGUCUUCUUAACUGGUAAAUUGGCUGAGCCUUAUUUAAUGAAAUAUUUCCCAGGUAUUUCUUUAACUGAUGUUAGAAUAGAACAUGAACAUCAACUUCAAAAUUCUUUUGGAUGUUUUUCAACAAAAGAUCCAUUAAUUUAA